AUGCACAGAAUUCAAAGUGAUACUCCUUAUGACCUGGAACACUUUACUCUCAACUUUGACCACUUCCUGAUUGUGAGUAAUGAAGUUGGACUAACAGAUAUCUACAAAUGGGAUGGCGUGAAUUUUGUUAAAUUUCAAGAGGUUGCUGGAGGUUUGUCUGAAUGGAGUUCAAUUGCAGUUGGUAGCUGUGGGAAUGAAGUUCUGUUGGUAGUAUCCACUAACAAAUCGUUGGACAUUUACACCUAUACAGAUAAUCAAUUUAAAGUUCUGAAAUCCAUCGGAACUAAUUCUUUAUCUCUGGGUUUGAGACUAUUCACUAUGGAUGAUAGUUACACAUAUCUAGCAGUGACAGAUCAGUCUGGUCAACCCACAAGACGAAUAUUUCAAAUUGAUGCAAAGGUUGUUGAUGUGUCGAACCCAGUUGAAGUACAAUAUACAAUGCUAGAGAAAGAACUUGAAAUAUUACAUGUUAAUUUGACAGAGUAUAGAGACAAUAUGGACAUUUUGCAAGGCGACUUCAAUGACAGUGUGACAAUUGCUGGAAAACAAAAUAUUACAGGGGAUAAAACAUUCAACACUCUCACCAUAGAAUCUAUCCUGACUGCCAAUAAUGUGGAAGUUCUUGGUGAAUUGGAUCUCGACUCUGCUGUUGAAAGUGUGUAUACUGGGAACCAUAUUUCAUUCCCCGAAAUCCUUGCCAAUUUGAGUACGAGUCAAAAGGAUGUGGCCAAUUUAGAACUUGAAAUGGAAGAUGCUGUAUUUGUAGACACUGAUCAAAACAUCACUGCAUUGAAGAACUUUACAGACUUAACGGUUAAUAAUUUCACAACUUUACAUGCAAGUAUUGAUAAUGUGAAUGGAGUGGAUUUGGUGUAUUUAGAUGAUUGGGCUGCCAGGACAUCAGAAGAAGUUGACAUGUUUGGAUUAAUAACAUUCUCUCAGAAGGUUUAUAUCUAUGCUGAUGUGUUUAUAAAAAAUGGUUUAGUCAAUGGUGUCGAUUUCUCUGAGGAAGUUGUAUUUACAGACACAUCAAGCUCUAUUGCAGGUGUUAAAGUAUUUGGUCCAGAGUCGACUUUGACAAUAGAGGGUGAUGCAGACUUUUCAGCCAACAUUGAAGUAAAUGGUAUUGACAUUUCAGAGGAGGCUGUCACAUUGCAUGGUCACCAUACAAUUACAGGCUUCAAAAUAUUUGAAUUUGUCGAGACCUAUGGUGAUGUGAAAGUAAAUGGAACGGUUGAUGGAGAGCAGCUAUUUGAAGUUUGGUUAUACACAAUGCAUACACACUAUAAUGAAUGGGUUAAUGCUACAAUAACUUUUAUGCAACCUGUAACAGUUUAUAGUAAUAUCUUUAUAACUGGAUUGGUAAAUGAUGUAGAUCUCUCUGAAAUGGAUAAAUUGGCAGCCAAGAUUAACGAAAAUGUGGAGAUGAAUGCUACCUUACAGUUCGAAGGUUUAUUGACAGUCUUGGGUGAUGUAGUGGUGGAUGGUACAAUUGAUGAGGCUAAUGUUCCACAGGAUCUUCUCAUGCUUAAUGGUGAUCAAGUUAUUACUGGAAUAAAAACCUUCAGUGAUGAACUGGUUGUACUAGGUGAUAUUUUUGUCGAGGGUUAUGUUGAUGGUCUCGACCUAUCUGAAGAAGUUGUUACAUUAUUUGGUACUGAGGUUAUCUAUGGGGAGAAGACGUUUACUGAUCCUUUAGUAUCUCGUGGCAAUAUCAUUGUGAGUGGUACAGUAGAUGAUAUUGAUCUAUCUGAAUUACAAAAAGAGGUAGUCACUUUAACAACGAAUCAGAGUAUUCCAUAUGAAGUGGUGUUUUUGGAUGAUGUUGUUGUGGAACAUGACCUUACAGCGCUGGGUGGUGUCCCCGGAUUUAGUCCAGAAAUAGUAUCUGAUGGUGUGAUGAAAAACAGUACGGAACCUCAAGUGAUUACCGGAAAAAAAACGUUUGUUUUGAAUGCAACACUGGUUGAUGGUUACGUUGAUGUGCAAGGACCUUUGAAUGGGAAGAACUUUUCAAUUGACUUUCUAAAUAAUGUGGAUGAUCAACUUAUUACAGCUUCAAAAACGUUCAUGAAUGGAUUUACCACAACUGAACUUAAUGUCACAGGAUUAAUUGAUAGUGUGAAUGUGACCACAUUAUUGGAAGAAAUGGCGCAUUUAACUGGAGAGGAAGAAAUCAAUGGACACAAGACAAUUUCUGGAGAUGUCAAUGUUAUUGGGAAUGUUACUGUUAAAGGAACUGUAGACACGGUAGAUCUGUCCGAGGAUCUUAUGAUGGUUAACAAAGAUCAAAAUGUUACUGAUAUCCUAAAUUUCAAUAGUCUUGUGGUGGAAGAAUCAUUGACUGUAGAGGGCAGUAUGUAUGUUGAAAAAGACAUUAAUGGUAUCAAACUAGAGUUGCUAGAUGCUAACAGGGUUACGCUGUCUACUGAUCAGACUUUAUCUGGGGAAUAUCUACUCUUGGAUUCUGCCUACAUUGAAGGAAAUGUUAGUGUUGAUGGUCAAAUCAAUAAUAUCACACUACCAGAUUUUGCUUGUGAAGUGAUGUCAACGACGAAAGAUCAAAAUGUUGUAGGAUAUAAAGAAUUCGCAGUUGUGAAUAUUGAUGGUGAUCUAGUAACUGAUUAUGUUGAUUCUUGCCGUUUAUCUUUGGUCCAUGGUGAUGCUAUGUUUAUUAAUGGUAACCAAACUGUCACUGGCAGAAAGAAUUUUACUAAUAACCUAAAUAUUGAGAAUGACAUGCAAGUGAGUGGGACUGUAGAUGGUGUCAAUCUGACCUUUUUGAAUGACGAUGUGGUGAGAAAUACUGGAUCCCAAACUGUUCUUGCAAAUAAGACCUUCAAUGAUGGAUUUGGUGUAAAUGGAGAUGUAACGGUGAUGCAUGAAGUCAAUUAUAUCGAUAUAAAUGAAAGAGUUCUUCAGAAAUCAGCCGUGCAAACAAUCACUGGUAAUUAUACUUUCCUCAAUGUCAGUGUUAACGCAGACAUAGUAAUUAAUGGCAAGGUGAAUGGAACUGAUAUCUCAGAGUUGAACAGUGAAGUUAUGAAAACAGACCUCUCACAAACAGUACUCGGAGACAUUACAUUUAUGAGUGAUACCCACAUUGAUAACUUGAAUAUUACUGGUGCCAUUAAUGGUGUUAAUAUUACUGAUUUGUAUGAUGAUGCCGUUUUCCUACAUGAAAAUACUACUAUUCCUGGAAAUAUUGCAUUCACUGGAUUGAAUCAUUUUGAUUCUUCGAUGACUGUGACUGGCUAUAUCAAUGACAGGGAUUUGGAACAUUUCUAUAAAAAUGUGGUAUGGCUUGACGAGUUAGAUGGAUUGGGAACUAAACAGAAUGUAACUGGAAAUAAGAGGUUUUUAGGCAAUCUGAGAAUAGCCCAUGAUAUGUACGUUUAUGGCAAUCUGACAGUUGAUGGAAGGGUGGAUGGUGUCGAUUUCGCGCACACAGUUGAUGAUGUCAUCUACUUGAAUGGUAUGAACAACAAAACAUUACAGGAGANAAAGUCUUCAAGAAUACUCUGCAUGUGAUUGGUGACAUUGUUAUAGAUGGUAAAGUAAAUGGUGUUGAUGUAUCUGAAGAAGUUGUCACAUUAGAUGGAAACCAAAAUAUCAGUGGUACACCAAUAUUUAGUAAUGAUGUAAAAGUUCAUGGCGAUAUUGUUAUUACAGGAUUGGUGAAUCUGGUUGAUGUAUCAGUCUCUGAUGCAGACACUAUGACCAUAUCUGGUACUCAGACUGUAACUGCAAAGACGUUUAUGCAAGACCUUUCAAUGUUGUCAGAUUUAACGGUUGGUGGUGAAAUAAAUGGUGUCGAUUUUGAUCUAGAGGCAUGUACAUUGAACACAGUGCAGAAUAUAAGUGGUAUCAAAAGCUUCACGGAGUUAGCUACCAUACAUGGUGAAAUAGAAGCAUUUCAGAACGUGUCCGGACUUGAUAUUGUCCAGCUGAAUAAUGAUCGUGUGAAAUUGAACAGUGAUGUCAACAUUACUGGAGUAAUUAAAUUU
This is a messenger RNA of Saccoglossus kowalevskii, 4007 nucleotides long. RefSeq lists its product as uncharacterized. The record is from RefSeq and is a predicted model, not a curated record. Lineage: Eukaryota; Metazoa; Hemichordata; Enteropneusta; Harrimaniidae. Gene Ontology annotation, biological process: signal transduction.